AGGAACACACAAUGAAGAAGCUGUUGAGCAGGACACAUUCAAACGAAACGACUCCCAGCCAAUUUGUCUUUACUCCGGCCAAGACAAGCUCAUCUAUGAAAGCAUUAAAAUCACCGAAAAUUGAGAAUGGUGACGACAACAACAACAACAACAACAACAACAACAACAACAACAACAACAACAACAACAACAACAACAACAACAACAACAACAACAACAACAACAACAACAACAACAACAACAACAACAACAACAACAACAACAACAACAACAACAACAACAACAACAACAACAACAACAACAACAACAACAACAACAACAACAACAACAAAAUAGCCAAUGGUCAUGGUGGGAACAAGGCAACGUAAAAUGGAGAAGGCGGCGAAAAGAAACAGAAAUUUGUUCGGCUUAGAAACUGGAUCACUGGGAAGCAAAUUACAGACACACUUCACCAGCAAAAGUCUGACGUAAGGGCCUGUUCAUAUAUUACAUUAUUCCCAUUGGGGCUUUUCAGUGACCGAUUACAUCAAGUAUUACGCUCAUGUUACUCAGCCUAGACUAUUCUAUCUUUACAACAAUUGUGAUAUUACUUUCUUAACUGCGUUUAUCCUAACCCACCCUGUCAACUUUCCCUGUGGGAGGAAACUGGAGCGCCCGGAGAAAACCCACGACUUUCGGCAGAGCGUUGACUGACUCUUUUCACAUGAGUUCGUAGUGAGAAUCGAACCCACGAUCUCAGAGGUGAAAGGCGCUCCUUCUGACGAUCUAACUGGGAAACUCACUUGAAGCCUGGUUCUCACCAGCAAUUUCGUCGGCGAUUUUUUCUCCUCCUGGCGGAUGUGACUGAAUGAAUGACAUGCAAAAGACUUAGAAAUGUAUAGGUCCAAAACGCGAUUCCAUACUUUUGGCUGCGAGUUCACUCGAUGGCAUUUGCCAGAAGGAGAAAAUCGCCGAAAAUUGCUGGUGUGAACCAGGCUUGAGUAAGAUUCGUAUGACCUUUGUUAAUGGCUGAUUUACACUGUCAAAAUGUAAGUUUUGAAGGAUUUGUACAGAAUUUUUGAGGGAACUGAUUGGGUGUUAAACACUGUGUCGGUUCCCUCUCACAUUUCUUAAUUUUACCUUUGCAAAAUUCCUGUUGUGAUCACAGAAACGUUUAUAGUGUAAACGAGACUUAAGAAAUGUGAGGGAAGUGAGUCGUGUGUUAAACACUAAGUCAGUUCCCUCAAACAUUUCUUAAUUUUCUAGAAUUUACCUAUGCAAAAUUCCUAUUGUGAUCACAGAAACUUUGAUAGUGUGAACGAGACUUAAGAAAUGUGAGGGAAGUGAGUCGUGUGUUAAACACUACACUAAGUUAGUUCCCUCAAACAUUUUUUACAAAUCCUUCAAAACUUAGAAUUUACCCAAUCAUGCAAAAUUCCUGCUGUGAUGACAGAAAUUUUGAUAAUGUAAACCACUACUUUGUAUCUCUACAGCUUUGAAACCAAGUUUAAGGUAUAUAACAUAUUCAAUUUGUGUUCAUACGAAAAGCGAGCAAGCCUGCAAGUGAGAUAAAAUUUUCCAUACGAACGCUUUGGUGUGCAAAUUCGAACGUAAAUUUAGUAUUGAAAAGCAUAUAUAGUUGGAAAAUACAAACAAAAAAUUAACAUUAAUAGAUCUGAACAGACACUAUUAAUUAAAGUCCUGCAUUUUUGGUUAAUUACAACACAAAUAUUUCAACGUCAUGUUUACAUAGUCAUUGGUCACUGGAUGAAGUUUUGAUCAAGCCCUAGGUCUGGAUAAAGUUUUGAUAAAGUCCUACGAUCACUGGGUGAAGUUUCAUUAAGUCCUAGGACUGGAUGAAGUUCGAUCAAGUCCUAGGACUGGAUAAAGUUUUGAUCCAGUCCUAGGGCUGGAUAAAGUUUUGAUCAAGUCCUAGGACUGGAUGAAGUUCGAUCAAGUCCUAGGACUGGAUGAAGUUUGAUCAAGUCUUCGACCGAACUUUAUCCAAUCGUUCGACUGGCCCCAAAUUUUAUACAAACUAAUACAAACGUGACAAUUCUAUUUAGCUAUCACAUUGUGAUGAGCAUCGCUGCAAGGGCUCCAUUAUGUUUCCAAGAAAAAUAUCUCAAACGGAGAGUUGAUGCCGAAAGAAGUGGCGAAAAAAGAUGCUGUGGAUUCUCUUAGACAAUAUUACGCUUCUUUGAAAAAGUAAGUAAGACAGUUAGUCUUCUUCACGCCCAAAGGUCGCGGGGUUCGAUUCCCACCGUGGUCAGGCAAACUUUUCAGCUUGCCCGGUGUGGAUGCACAUUCAUUUGGCGAAACAUCACAAACAAAAUACAACUUGAUUUCAGAGAGGACACUCCGGCACAUAGCACAAGAGUACAGCAAGUUUUAAAAGAGAUCGAAGACAGAGGAACGUACGAAAUGGAUGCAAAAGAACUUGUGUUUGGUGUAAAACUGGCAUGGAGAAAUGCCCCCAGAUGUGUGGGCAGGAUCCAAUGGAAUAAAAUACAGGUAGGCGGGUGGGUCUGUGUUUUUGCUAGAGCAGGUACAGUGGGUAAGUAGUUGGUUUACAGUAGGUAGGUGGGUGAUUAGGUUAGAGUGCUUGUGUUUGGUGCUAAACUAGUGUACAUAAAUGGCCGCGGUGUGUGGGGAGGAUCCACUGCAGUAACCUACAACAGACGAAAAUAGCUCGUCAUGUGUUUAAGGGUUUUUGUAAAUGGUAAUUGCAAGUGUAAAUUUUACACAUUUCAGACCUUACUCGACAACGUCACAGCGCCGGUGACGAUGCAUCUAGAGGACAACUUAGCAAUCUAUGCAUAAUAUAACUUAUGUAAACAAAGCAACUUUUCUAAAACUUUAUAAUAAUUUUGUAUUAAAAUGGUUAAUUUUUGCGCUGUAUGUGGUUGUUGCACCUGAAUAGAUAUUGUUAGGGAGCAUUUGGAGGACACUCUAACACUCCUGGUUAGGUCUAAAUAUGUAUAAAGUUUACACCAGUAAUUUUUAUCUACAAAAAUAUUUUAUCAUUUGGUUCUGUCGGGUGGGGUUCUCGGACUCUUGUUUUGUAUUUACACUAAGACCGAAGAUCUGUCAGACGGAUGACGCGAAUUGACUUGACGGACUGGUUCGUCUCUAUAGAAUAUUAAAUCUGAUCGUUAUUAUAAUAUCAUUUAUUAUAUACACAAGGUCUGGAUAUGAGGCAGCCUAGACCUAGGCCUUCUAUUUUUAUUUAUAUUUUUUUAAUAUUCAGCGCUUUUUCACAUGAAAAGACUGGGACUAGGUAGUUUGGGGGCGGGGCGGAGGAAGGACACAAGCCUGACGCAAGCGAAAAUAUAGAAGGCCUAGUGGAUUUCCCAACAACAAGGCCAAAACUGCCCUGAAACUGCCCUGAUUGCGAAAUGCCCAAUUGUUGCGUUCUCAAACAGAAUUAUUUGCAACUUAACAGCGAAUUUAAACCAAUACAGGUAAAAUAAACUCAUUUAUAGUAUAAACUUACUAUUUUUAUUUGUAUACACGUCUAGAAAAUCGGGGUUUUUAUCAUAAAGUUUGAAGCAACACUAUUUAUAUUAUGUUGACAAGGUGAAGCGAAAGCACAAAAUAAUAAUUCUUUUCUUCGCAAGACAAUCUACUGUUUUGCUUUGAAUAACUAUAUUUGCGAAUUGGGAAUGAGGAUUUUGAAAUUAUUGUUCAAAUAUUACGGAUAUACCAUUUGUAAACAAUGUACGUUUUUAUAUACAGUACUGUACGGGCUAAUAACAUAUGUAUCCGUUUUAUUUAAUAAAUUAUAAUUGUAUAUGUGUUUGUAUAUUUUACAAACACAAGACUGCUUCUUGCCAAAAUUGAGAAAAUAUAUAUUAAUGUAGUUGUGUAUAAGACAAAAUUUCAUGAAAGAUUCUACUUUUGGUAUAUAUUUUGACUCAUUUUGUGCUUUCGCUACACCUUGUCAAGAUAUUAAAUAUUAAAUAGUGUUGCUUCGAACUUUAUGAUAAAAACCCCGAUUUUCUAGACGUGUAUACAAAUAAAAAUAGUAAGUUUAGGCCACAUAAAAAAAAAUAGUUGGUUAGCGUCCUUAGCUUUUGCCAAAAAGUGGGCGGGCGGGCGCUUUUUUUUUAAUUUUUACUAAUUUUUAACGCCUUGGUUUUACUCACUGUUAGGUUCGAAACUGGAUUUUCUUGCGCAGUACAGAUAUUUUUUUAUAUAUUUCAAAAUAUGAUUCAUACCGUCAUUUUCGUACGCAAUUUCGCAAAUUAUUAACACAAUUGACUACAGUCAACUUAAAUACUACAUAUAUUAGAGCCCGUUGAUCAAUAAAAGUUGGGUUUUUUUAAAAUAAAAAAUAAAAAAAAAUCCUGAGCGGGGCCUUUUUUGUGGGCGGGCGGGGACGCUAACCAACUAUUUUUUUUAUGUGGCCUUAUACUAUAAAUGAGUUUAUUUUACCUGUAUCGGUUUAAAUUCGCCUUUAAGUUGCAAAUAAUUCAGUUCGAGAACGCAAUAAUUGGGCAUUUCGCAACCAGGGCAGUUUCAGGGCAGUUUUGGCCUUGUUGUUGGGAAAUCCACUAGGCCUUCUAGGCUUGCUUCCUCCGCCCCGCCCCCAAAUUACCUAGUCCCAGUCUUUUCAUGUGAAAAAGCGCUGAAUAAUAAAAAAUAUAAAUAAGACUAGAAGGCCUAGGUCUAGGCUGGAUAUGAGGUAUUCUGCAAUCCGAUUGGUUCUCUACUAGCAGGAUAUUAGCUCAUAUACUACAAAAAACAAAAUGGUGGCUCAAACUGAAUUUCAGAUUUUUGCGAACGAGAAAACGACAAGUUGUUCGCUUUUUAUAGCCUUUACAGAAUUAAAAACACAAUGAAAAAACUCCCACAAAUUGUUUACAGGUUAGCAAAUGAAUUUUUAAAAUUUAAAAUGGUUAAACAUAUAUGUUUUUGAAGAAAUAAUCGGCCGAAAGAGCGACGAUAAAAACAUGACCAUAAACAAAAUAGAAAAAUAUUGAAAAUAUCCGAAAAGCAAAGUCUGUGAAUCCAGACCUUGUGUAUAUAAUAAAACAGUUAUUCCACUCACUCUCGUCGAAUAUGAGCGAUAGCCACAGCUCAUAUUCGACUCGAGUUCGUAGAAUAACUGUUAAAUAUCUGAAUAUAGGUGUUCGACUGCCGAGAUGUCUUCAACGCCCAGCAAAUGUUUGAAGCGAUAUGCAAACACAUCAAAUAUGGCACCAACAAAGGAAAUCAAAGGUAAAUAUUAGAAAAGAUUUCAUGUAUGGUUAAUAUCAGCCAUCGUUAAAUCUUGUUCUUAUUUUAAUGAGCAAUGAAAGUUGAAGAAACUCUUAUGCAAACUCUAAACAGGUUUAAGCAGGGUAAUUUAGGAAACUUACAUCUACAUUGACAAGGAAAGCAGUGCAAGUUUUACGCAACAAAUUUGAGCAAUAAAAACAUAAACAUUAAACAUCCAAAGCAAACUUGAAUGCUCUAUAUUUUACGAUUUCCCAUGGUAAAUCAAUUCUUCUUAUUUCUUCAAAGCAAAAUUGCUUGAAAGCUCAUUGUAUGAAACAAUUUUCCAAAUACAUGUUUUUGAAAAUGGAAAUCUUGCUUAUCCCACUCGAGCUCCUAUACGAACAGACAUAUUUUUGAGAUCACUGAGGAUGAUCACCCACACACGAUGAAACAUAUAGCCACGCGGCCGCGAUUAUUGAUGAACUUGACUUCGCUAAUGCUUUCCUUUCCCCGGGUGUAAAUAGCCGAUCGAGCGGAAUUAGUACCCUCGCUAUCGUCUAAUAUAAAGUAAUUAUAAAUUUAGAUCAGCCAUCACGAUAUUUCCUCAGCGACAAGGCCCGGGGAGGGACUUCCGGGUGUGGACGGUCAGUUUAUCAAGUAUGCUGGAUAUAAACAGGAGGAUGGCUCAAUCAUUGGAGAUCCAGCCAGUGUCGAGUUUACUGAGGUGAAGUCAACCUUAUCAGUUUUAUCUACAGGUUAUAAUUUCAUGUCCUAUAGACAAUUAUAUCUACCACUAAAUAUGCCAUCAAUAAAACAUAAAUAACAUUGACUGAAACCUGACUCUCAAACAAUCCUGUACCCGAACGAUCACAUGCAACUGAGACGACACAGCAACUACAUGUUGGUCGUAGGAAUUAAAUCCUGAUCGCAGAGGUGAACAGGGAAGGAUUUCCUGGGGGUAUGCGGAGGAGGGGGGGGGGGGGGGGCUACUAUCCUGACGAAAUCCAUUUUUAUCGAUUUGGAAAGGAAACUACAAAAACCGGUUCAUCUGUUCAUGUUUGAGUUUGACGCCAUAUUUACAAGCAAAAAUUACUUAACUUCAAGCUUCCAGCUCUUCAUUUUAGCAUUAUUCUAUAGAUAAAGCACCAUAAGCAUACCUUCGUUUGAAAACAUUGUAUUAUUAAUGUAUAAUAUUAAUGUAUUAAUAACCAAGUGGUUUAUUAUAUACUCUGAUGACGGUCACGCUUUCCUUUUAUAAAACUAAAGAGUCAGAGUAUAAUAAUUAUACUCUGACUCUUUAGUUUUAUAAAAGAAAAGCGUGACCGUCAUUUUUGAGCGAGUUUUAUGUGACAUACAAGAAAAUCUUCUUUCAAAUAAUCAUUUUUCUCAUAUUCAACAGAUAUGUGUCGGUCUAGGUUGGCAACCUAAAAAUGGUAGAUUUGAUGUUCUACCGUUGGUCCUUCAAGCGAAUGGCGAAGAACCCGAGGUGUUUGAAAUUCCUGAGGAUUUGAUUUUGGAAGUGAACAUAACUCAUCCAGAGUAGGUCUAACUACGCAAUAAUAUAUUGUCCAAUUUCCAGACAGUGAAAUUUUUUCAUCCUAUACCUUCAUCGAUGCCAUUGUUGAAGGGUUGAUCAGGUGGAAAUACACCCUUUCGAUGGGUCGGUACGAAGCUCUAGGAAGAUGUUCUGUGAUUGGUUGAUUAUGACAAUGACAAAAGAAUAAGCUCUAGAAUGGAUUUUCUAAAGAACGAAGCAAGAACAAUAUUCUUUUGUAGGAAGUAAGAUAUCACAUUGCUGAUUAUGCUGAAAAAAUAAAAAUGGAGGCCAUAUAAACACGAAGUGAUAGCUUACACUUGUAAAAUUGAAAUAUUUCGGUUGCUUCGGUAAAACUUAUUGAAAUUUUUCAGCAUAAUCAGCAAUAUGAUACCUUACUUCCCAUCAUCCCCUGCACGCAUAAACUAAAAGCUGGAAUUGCCUAUUAUAGUUCAAUUUAUAGCAGAUGCUCGUGGUAAAGUCUGAAGAUGUAUAUAAUUGUCAUUCGAAAUUUCCAUGUUUACAAAACCUUUCAGCAUUCAGUUCUGUCAAAGGAGGCGCCCAAAACCUUGAUAUCAAUGUCAUUCACUGCUUUUUCACGAAGAAAAUUUCGAUAAAAAGAUUUUUCAGUAUAUACCACUAACAAAUAAUAUUCUAUUAUAUAGAUACAAGUGGUUUGGUGAUCUAGAUUUGAAGUGGUAUGCCAUACCAGCUGUCUCGAGUCUGAUGUUGAAUUGCGGUGGAGUGGAAUUUACUGCAUGUCCUUUUAACGGAUGGUAAGUAAGCACAAAUAGGCCUUUCCAAGGUUAAGAACGCCAUCUUGAAUCUAUUGUUUUCACCAUUGUGUUUGCACCCCCUCCAAAUUUACCUAUACAAAAUUCCGUUGUCUUUGCACCCCUUGCACUAUUGUGUUUCAUUAUGGCGUCGUUAACCUUGGAAGGGUCUAUUCAGGUCCUCUAGUCGCGCGGGAAUAUUACUUCAAGCUAAGAAAUCACACAAUAUAUCCUUCCGGAAACUACGUCACUUUGGCUAUAGAGCCUCGUUUUCGUAUGUGGGACAUUGUCUAAAGCCCAGCAUCUCGGUCACUAAAACGAGGCUCUAUAUUGAGGGAAGUCAAUUUAUUUUUUCCUAGGUACAUGGUAACAGAGAUUGGAGCACGCAACUUGGGAGAUACGUACAGAUAUAAUAUGUUGCCGGUGGGUUAUUUCUCCUUUAGUAGACAAAAUAACUAUCUUAGACAGUGCAUUGGGGACCUAGCUCUCACCCCGCUUUAAAAUAUUGUAUGUUUAUAUUUUCCACUCGUCAGACUAUUGCAGAAAAGAUGGAACUAAACACAAGCAGCAAUGCGUCAUUAUGGAAAGACAGAGCUUUGGUCGAGCUGAAUCUUGCUGUUUUGUACAGCUUCAAGGUAUGAGAAUCAUUUGAAACUUGUACUCAACAAACUCAAUCAAAUGAAAUCAUCAUGAACUUGGCUGAACAAACCUUGUUUACGACAGAGAGGAAUCUACUGGGUGGGGGGGCCAUCCUAGCCUCCGCAAAGGGGGGGGGUCCAUUUCCUGAUCAAAACCAUCUUUUUAAAUGGAAAAGCACUAUCCUACCACCUUUACCACCAACUAUGCCCCUACACCCUGCCAGGGGCAGUGUUUGACCGACUCCCCAAAACACUGUUGCCCGUACCUCCUUCUAGCGAUUAUGGACUUGGUCAACGAUCGCAUUUUAAACCAUGAAGGCUCGCUGAACCCCUCGUCCCUAGCCGAUCUGGCUAGAUCCAUUCCUGGAUUAUAAUGGAUAGAAUUGGAUCUACAAUUGGAUCCAAGCGUGAUCCACGAACAAUGGUAAAAUUGGAUCCCAGUGUAUUCCCCAACAUUGUCCUCCGACAUGGGGCUUUAAAUUAUUCUCAAGUUCUCUAACCUUUUUUCUUUCAGCUUGCAAACGUCACAAUAGCAGAUCAUCACAGCACCACAGAGUCUUUCAUGAAACACGUUUCAAAUGAGGUUUGUCUAUCACUUCCAUCGGGCAGAAUGUUCUAAACAAAGAAAUACAAAUAUACUGUUAUUGCACUCUUUCCCCAAUGGCCUCGUUUUCAUGUGGUUAUUUACUCAUGUUUCGUGCACAGUAGGGUUAAAGAUAGGCUUUUAUAUAAUAACUACAGUCAGUGAAACACGCAAUUUGAUUGGUCAAUAGCCGUGCAGGAUUAUUAUUUUAUUAUUAUUAUUAUUAUUGAUCUUUAAACACGGUAACCUUUCACAUAGGUGAUUUUCAAAGGGCCGUGCGGAAAAUAAAUGCAUUAUAAAAGAAGGAACUAAUAAACUAAAUUAUACUUAUUUACAAAAUAUACUUAUUUACUUAUUUACUUAUUUACUUAUUUACAAGAUGUAAUUAUUUAAUAGAUGAUGGACAGAUUUUAAACUUGUUGACUCUCUUAGGGUUUUCAACAAGUUUACUGGGAUGUUGUUCCAAUACGCUGCUCCUCUGUACGAAAAGCUAUUUUUCAAGAAAUUUGUUUUUGGUUUAGGUUGAGACAGCUUUAAAUUACUACUGCGCAGUACGUAACCAUUGUUUUCGCAAGUGUGAAAUAGUUGUGUUACGUAUUCUGGAAGCAUGCCAUUAAUCGCUUUAAAUGUCAUAAGGAGAUCUCGCUUUUUCAAAACUAAGUCAAGAGGUUUCCAGCUAAGUUUUUGAAAAAUGUCCGAAGAUCUUAUAGUAUAGUCCGAAUUUGUUAUUAUUCUUGCUGCUCGUUUCUGAAGCUUAUAUAAUUUGUCUAAGUGUGUUUGGUUGUUAUUUUGCCAAACAGUUGAACAGUAGUUAAAAUGAGGGCGACUAAUGCGUUAUACAUAAUUUUGAGCGUAUCUAGGCCAACAAAAUCUUUGGCUUUUCUUAAAAGAUUAAUAUUUUUUGAUAUCUUGUUGCAUUGUUCUUCAUUUUGCCUAUUCCAGCUAAGUCUAUCGUCUAUAACUAUACCCAAAGCUUCCUUUUUAUAAACUCGUUCAAUUUGAUGUCCGUUUAUACUGAUUUUUGGCACGUGAUCUAAGUUUUUCAAUCGUUGCCGAGAUCCAAUAAUCAUAUAUUUGGUUUUUCGUUGUUUAAUGUUAGUUUAUUCGCUGAUAACCAUUUUUGAGCAUUUACUAGGUCUUUGUUAAGUUUGUAUUCAAUAUCUAUGGAUAAAUGCCCUUGACAUGAUAAAAUUGUGUCAUCAGCAAAUAAAUUAGAAUGUGUUGUUUCUAGGCAGUUGGGGAGGUCGUUUAUGUAAAUGAGAAAUAAUAGAGGUCCAAGAUUUGAACCCUGAGGUACUCCACAACGAAUUGUUUCAAUAUCAGAUUUACAGUUAUUUAGCAUGCAAAUUUGCUUUCUUUGAUCUAAAUACGAUUGGAACCAUUUGAGCGUGUGGUCGCGUAUCCCAUAAGCAUGUAGUUUUGACAAUAGAAUCUGGUGAUCAAUCGUAUCAAAUGCUUUUUUCAGGUCUAAGAAAAUAACCCCAUUUAUUUGAUCCUGGUCCAUUGAUUUCAACCACAUUUCAGUAGAUUGUAGUAUAAACGAGGUUUCGGUUGAGUGAUUGCGACGGAAACCUGAUUGAUUUUUUACAACUAUGUUGUUGUUAUCCAGGAAGGUAUUUAGUUGUCUACAGACUAAUUUCUCAAAUAUUUUGGCGAUAUUCGAAAUGACUGAUAUCGGUCUAUAGUUUUCACAUAAGGUUUUGUUUUCUGACUUAUAUAUUGGAGUCACUUUGGCAAAUUUCCAAUCAUCUGGAAAUAUUCCUGUCCUAAGAGAUAGGUUAAACACUUCUAGAAGUGAUUCAGUUAUUGUAUUGCCUGCCUGUUUUAUUAGCUUAGUUGAGAUCUUAUCUAGACCUGUAGAUUUUGCCAUUUGCAUAUUUUGUAUUUCUCUUUUCAGCUCAUAGCUUGAUAUGCUAUGAAAGUGAAAUACAUUUGUGACUUGGUCUAUAUAUGACAAAGGAUCAGGACUACAGCCAUUGUCAGCAAUGUUAUUUGCUAAUUUGGGACCUAUAGAAGUGAAGAAUUUAUUAAACUCGUCGACUAUGGCUUUAUCUUGUGUUACAUUUUUUCCAUGGUCUACGCUAAGUUCAUUAACAAUUGUGGUUUUGGAUUUCCUAUUAAGCAGAUUAUUUAAUGUAUUCCAACCUUCUUUGCUAUUUUUACUGUUUUGUAGUUUAGUGUUGUAAAAAUGAACCUUAGUUGCUUUGAUUCUUUUGUUAAGUUCAUUUCUACAACGUUUAUAAGCUUCGUGGUAAUUAGAAGAGUUAAAUUUGACCGCUUUUUGUUUCAAGUAGAAUUUAUGAUGCGCAAGGUUUUUUAUUUCGUUUGUCAUCCAAGGACAGUGCUCACUUUUGACUUUCCGAAUCCGAAGUGGAGCAUGCAUAUUUGCAAUAUCAAGAAAAAUAGUUUUCCAUACCUCCCACGCAUGAUUGGGGUCGGCAUAAUUAUAGAAGUUGUUGUGUCUUUGAAAUGCCAUUUUUAAGUCGUAUUGAAAUGCAGAUGAAUUAAAGUAUUUAAACUGCCUUGUUUCUACAAUUUUUGGUUCAGCCCUAGGUACUCCUACUUUGCGGCAAAUGUACACUAAACUGUGAUCACUCAGUCCUAAAUGUAUCACUCCAGAGUCUAUAAUUUUGGUAUCGCUUGCUUUAGUCAUUAUUAUGUCAAUUAAUGUUUUAGAUGUUGUCGUUAUUCUGGUCGGACUUGUAAUGUGUUGCUUUAGCUGAAACUCAUUUAUCAGAUCGGAUAACCUUUUUGUAUGACGAGUGGGACUGUUUGCCAUCAUAUCGCAAUUUAGGUCGCCAGUGAUAAUAAUAUCAAUAUUUGUAUCAUCUAGUUUUCGCAGUAACGUUUCGAAGUCGUUUAAUAUGAUAGUGUUAGAAUUUGGUGGACGAUACCAUGUAACAAUUAAGAGUGGUUUUGACUUAGGUUUUUGAAUUUCAAGACAAAUAGAUUCUAAGUUGUCUGGAAUGAAUUCGAUAUGGUUUUUAUAACUAAUGAUACUUCUUAUAUAAAUUGCUACACCGCCACCAUUUCGAUCUCGUCUUACAAUAUCAUAACCUGGUAUCUUAAUAAUCUUGUCGUUAAUUGUAUUGUCUAAUCUAGUUUCGUUUAUGCAAAGAAUGUCGAAUGAUAUUUCCUUCAUGAAUAAUUUAAGCUCAUCCAUGUGUUUCGGCAAACUAGUAAUGUUUAAGUGGCCAAUUUUAAAACCCUUUAGUUUUGGAUAAGACUUAUUAAUUUGGAAAGGAAUUUUUGGGCUUUUUGAGGUGCAGCGUGCUGGACUAUCGGAAUUAUCUUUGUCGACUAUAUUAUUAUCGCUGUGUCUUAUGUCAUUAUUAUUGUCGUUACCUAGUCAAUUCCUAUUAAGAAAUUGCUUUAUGUUUUUUUGCUAAGACUGAUGUACCCUGCUUAUUUAAGUGCAGUCCGUAGUUAUUUAAAUGGUUUACGUCAAUAUUAUUGUGCCUGAUAAGACACCAAUUUCGUUCUAUACAUAAUUGGGCUAAUCCCUUGUUAUAUUCGUUUACCUUAUCAGCCAAUGUUUUAUCGUCAUUUCUUGUUAUGAUUUCUGAUAAAACUAAUUCAAUAUUCCCGUUUUCUCGAGUAAUGCUCUCUCCAAGCUUUUGUACAUGUGUCAACAAUUCAUCUGGCGUCAUUCUUUGUAGAUCAUUGGUUCCGACGUGUAAAAUAAGCUUAUUUGGUGCCGUGAGUAGCGUUGGAUCAGGCUAUAUCCUGCACGAGGAAUUAAAAUGCCUUCGCGGGAUUCUCAAAAUGUCUUUGUUUCACUGUAGUUAUUUUAUAAAACAAUUACCAAAUGGUUUUCCGAACAGGAUAGCGUGAUCCAUGCACUUGGGAUGUUGCUCGACUUUCGUAAAGCGUAAAAAUACACUCGCCUGUGGCUCGAGUAUUUUUACGCUUUCCGAAAGUCUCGCGACAUCCCUCGUGCAUGGAUCACGCAAUCCUGCACGGAAAUCCAUUCGGUAUUCCUUUAGUGAUUUUGUUCAAGAUCAAAGAGGAACAUAUUCAUGCAGGAAACAUGGAGAUAUAACCAGGGUUCGCACAGGUCAAGAAGAGUCAUUAAAUUCAAGGACUUUCAAGGCCAUAUAUACCAGGAAAUUCAAGGACUAAAGGGUUGAAAAGGCGUUAGAAAUCAGUAAAAAGUGACGUUAAGCUGUACAAACGGCAACUUUAAUGAAUUUUAAACAGCUUUGGCCUUUGUAAGACAUGAACAAAAUCAACUUACAAAAUGUCCAAUUCUUAAUGCCAAACAAUUUAAAAAAAUAUCCACUAAAGCAAGAACAAUUUAAGGACUUUGAAGCAAACUUUAUUAUAAACUCAAGAACUUUCAAGACCUUGAAUUUUGUUUCCAAAUUCAAGGACUUUACAAGGAUUUUCAAGUUUUGUACGAACCCUGUAAACGAAAGUAAAUAAACAGUAAAGUCUAUUGUAUUGUUAUGCCUGUUUUCUACUUCAACCGUAUCGUACCUAAACGAGUAAACGUGUCUCUUUGCUUCCUGUGCUGUAGUGUGGAACUAAUGACUUCGACACAAAAGAAAAUGCUACGAUACGUUACGAUUGAAGUGGAAAACGGCCUUUAGUCUAUUCCAGUAGUAUGACAGAACAAAUUAUUUCUCUCGUCUUAGGAACGUGCACGUGGAUGCUGCCCAGCGGACUGGGUGUGGAUUGUUCCACCUAUGUCAGGGAGUACCACUCCUGUCUUCCAUUUGGUGAGUUCAGAAAAUUCAACUGAAAAUUAUGCAUGCACAUUUUUAACAUAAUAUUAUAAUUCUUAUAUGACACUUGCACGUUCUUGAAAACUUAAUUGAAAAGUCGCCAAUUUUUUCAGGAAAUGCUGAACUAUAAUCUGAAACCUUCAUAUGACUAUCAGGUAAAAAUUCACGAACUUCGCAAACCACAUCAAUUGCAAUCUUUAUCAGUAAUCGUAAAACAAUAUUUAAAAUUCUACAUGAUUUAACAGGAAGACCCCUGGAAAGUGUAUCAAUUUACCACUACAAAAAGACCAAAGAAAAGUAAGGAGUAAGGAAUGCAAAGUAAGGAAUUAUUUACAGUUAUAGUGAUUAUCUCAACUAUAUCUAUUUAUACACGUGACAACGCGCAAGUUGUUACAAUAUACAUGCAGAUCUGCAAACAAGUUGUAACAAGGUUGUUGUCAAGCCGAUAUCAGGAUGUGUUUGCACUGCUUGUUUCCAGUUGUUGUGACAAAUCUGGAGCAAGUUGUUAUCACCUUGUUACAAGGUUGAUGAUGGUUACAGUCUUGCUACAAGUUGUUCCAACAAGACUGAUACAGGCCUUGUCGUAACAAGUUGCUACGAACUUGUUGUCAUCAACGUGUUACGUGCAGAUGAUAUCACACUUGUUGGAACUUGUUGCGAGUCUGUUGGCCUCAUCAACCUUGUUACAAGAUGAUAACAACUUGUUUCAGACUUGCCAACAACUAGGAACAAGCGUCUUGCUGACAAGCUAUAAGAUUUUUACACGUGUAUCCUAUACUCUUUUUUUUAUAAUUGCUGACAUUCUCAGCUAUUUAUUCCCAUUUAUAUUUAGAGCGGUGAAGUUUUCAGCCAAGUUAAUGGGUCAGGCUAUGGCCAAACGACAGAAAGUGACUGUACUAUAUGCAACCGAAACAGGAAAGUCGGAGCAUUAUGCCAAUCUGUUGAAGGAACUGUUUUCAUAUGCAUUCAACCCUAGGGUAAGUAAACUACGGCGCACUUUAACAUCAAAUCAUUGUACCAUAGUCAUCUACUCAGGUCUUGCAGUACGACGUCUCAUCAAAAAUAAUCAGCCAUUUUGGGUGGCAAAAAUCGUUUAUUCAACCGACUACUGCACAACUGUGGACUAUUGUACCUUUUCAAAGUAUUCAAACAAAAGCAACAGCCGUUAUGCUCAGAAUUUCGCUGCUCACAAAGGGCUCUAUGACAGAUAUUGCGUUGCAAGGUGCAGCAGAAAUGUUGUCUCGUGUAACAUGGAAUUUCAAUGUUCAUAUUUUAAACAUGUUCCACCAAUGUUGCAGGUGUUUUCUAUGGAGGACUAUGAUUUCUCUGACAUGGAAUAUGAGGAACUACUCCUGGUUGUCACCAGUACCUUCGGGAACGGAGAUCCGCCAGAGAAUGGCGAGGUAAGAAUGGAGAACAUACUACAGUUUGGAAUACUUUGUGUUGCCCGUUGAAAUUUAUACCGUUAAUGUUGCGGUUAACCCCAUCGCGAAUAAGCCUCUCUACUUUACUAAGUCCUCUCUCUAUCAAUAAGGUCGCUUCUCUCUGGGGCCUUCCUCUUCAAAAGCGCCCCCCCCCCCCCUCAAACGUGCCUGACAUAAAUAAGCCACUGAAGAGCUGAAUCUCUAGAGCAUUUUCGAUAUUCUUCGUUUACACCUGACGUCACUGUGGCCAUUUUGGAGGAACGCUCACAAAAGAAUAUCAUUAGCAGCUCUUGUAUUUGGAGCGUGCUUUCCUCCAACAUGACCGCUAGGUCUUUGUCUUGUAAUUGUCAAGGGAUUAAUUGCAAACCAUCAACACCAAAUGAAAAGUAAAGCUAUUUAAUGAAGGGUUUGUGCGAUGAAUCAAACGUUUUCUGAAUUCUUGUUUUCAGAACUUUGCACAUGAUCUUUACGAGUUGAGGCAUCCUCCAACGUCAUCAUCCAGGUACUUUAUAUAAUAUUAUUUAUAACAUAUUAGACCUGCUCCAGAUUAAUCGGUUAUUUUAGACAAUCGAUUAUUCUUAACUAUAAUCGAAUCAACAAAACAGCCGUGCAUAGCAUGAUACAAGGAUAACUUUUUUGCGAGGAGAUAUAUUGUCGAUGUGAUCAAAUGACAAACGCAACUUGCUUUUUUAUUUCUCUACUACCACUAGCCCUCCCCUUUUUGCACUGUGGACACAUGAUUCGAUUAAUCGAUUAUGACAAUGGGCCGAUGGGCGAAGCUCUACAUAACAAGCAGUUGUAAAGCUAAAUUUGCAUGCAAACCUUAAUCCAAUAUGUUUCCCUAUUUUUUAGUGAAGUCCAAACUAAGUUUAAAAGAACAAUGAGUACACUCCUGAUGGAAAUGAACAAGGACGGCACGCCAAAAUCCAACAAUGCCAAUGAUGACUCACAACCACUUGCUAACCUAAGAUACCAUAGUUUGCAGUCUGUAUAAGCUGGUUUACACUAUAUCAAAGUUUCUGUGAUCAUAUUGGGAAUUUUGCACACGUAAAUUGCAAAGUUUUGAAGAUUUUAUAAGAAAUGUUUGAAGGAAGUGACUUAAUGUUUAACACUGAGUCAGUUCCCUAGCUCAAAUAUUUCUUACAAAUCCUUCAAAACUUAGAAUUUACCCGGAUGCAAAAUUACUACUGUGAUCAGAAAAACUUUGACAGUGCAAACCAGGCUUAUAAAUUUCGACUAUUUCUCUAAGUGCGACAGCAGCACCCACAGACAAUAAUACUCCACUAUAAUUAGCCUUUCUCACGAUGACGAAUAUCCGCCAUUUUUGGGUGGCAUCUAAUUCUCGUUAACCAAUGCAGACAAUUAAAGCAAUGGGAAAAGCUAUUUUUCAAAAUAAACUAACCAAAAAAUUAUAAAAAGUGGCUGUUAUGUGGACUUAUCUCGCAGACGUCGGCUGAAAAGCCACCCAAAAAUGGCGGCGUGAGAAAGGCUAAUUUGAUUGUACUUUAUAUCAUCUAGAUAUUCCGUUUUCGGACUUGGGUCCAAUGCCUAUCCCAAUUUCUGCGCAUUCGCAAGAUCUCUGGACAAACUUUUGUUAGAACUUGGAGGCGAGGCCAUUUUGCCGUUUGUCAGGAAGAGUCGUUUAAGAACUGGGCUAAAAAUGUAUUCAAGGUAUCUAAGAUGA
Messenger RNA from Paramuricea clavata, 16544 nucleotides. The record is from the annotation of a GenBank genome assembly. Lineage: Eukaryota; Metazoa; Cnidaria; Anthozoa; Malacalcyonacea; Plexauridae.